AUGGCGCCAGCAGUAAAGAUGGCGGGAUCCAGCCCAGAGAGGGACUCGGUGGAUUCUGACUCUGGGAUGAGGGUCCUGGGAGCUGUCCAAAUCAACAUCGGGAUCCUUGUUUUUGUGCUCGGGGUUGUUGACCUCAUCCUGACCAUGACGUCAUAUGACCGUGACCUGAAAAGUUACGGCUGGCACUACCAUACUGUGGUCACCUUGACGACCUUGUCGUCUCCGCUGUGGAGUGGGUUGUGGUUUUCUAUUACAGGCGCCCUGGCCGCUUGUUUUUCCUACGGCAGACCCACAACGGUUCUCUACAGCAAAAUGGCGCUGGUGGUAACCAGCCUCUUGUGUUGUGCCCUGUUUGGUCCUGCCUGUGCCGUCAUCAAUGGCUUCAUAUCCUACACACGCCACAACCUGGCCAAGGGAGACUACCAGUGGCUGAUCUCCCUCAUCGUCUGCUUCCUGGCCGUCCUUGAGGUUGUCAUGGCAACAGUCACAUCGUCGGUCACGUGCUGUUGCUCUACGUUUAGCUCUACACAGUUAAUAUAG
Molecule: messenger RNA, 540 nt
Organism: Candidula unifasciata
Lineage: Eukaryota; Metazoa; Mollusca; Gastropoda; Stylommatophora; Geomitridae
Source: the annotation of a GenBank genome assembly